AUGAACGGCUACCCGCCCGAGUUGCGGACGCCCCCGCUGCCCACCCUGCUGCUCGUGGGCCACCGCGAGCUGCACUCCCAGCUGAGGACGUUCUUCACGGGCACCCUGAGGCCGCCGCUGAACAUAAUCGGCGACCCGGACCUGGCCAACAUGUCCGACUACUUUUGCGGCCCGGUGAAGCCGGCGCGCAGCCAGAGAGCGCUUCCCGACGGCGUCAUAAAGGACGGCUGGAUCCUGAAGCACAGAAAUGAGAGGGCAGCGGUGUCUGUCGUGUUCGUUCAGAGGCAGUCAAUUGCUGGGGACCCUGCCCAGUGGAGCACAGUUCUGCAGCAACUGCAGCAUGUUCGCGACUGCAUCGCCCAGCGCAAUGGCAGGCUGGUUCUUGCAGUGGUGGCAGAUGAGGGCCAGAGGGAGGUCCCAUCAGACAGAAUCUUUGCCCUCAGGCAGUACCUCACACUGGAGUCCAGGUGUAUUCAGAUCCUUAGUGUGAGCAAGCCCAUGGGUCAGCCGCAGCUUCGGCAGGAUGAUAUUCUAGCACUAGGAGAGACAGUGCUUGAGCAGGCCUGGAGUUACUAUCAGUCUGAGGCAGCUCGUGUGGUGCAGAAGCACACCCAGCGGCAGCACAGCAGCCCUGAGCUCAGCACAUGGGUUGCGUUCAAGGUAGGCAUGUUGGCAGAGUUUCGUCAGGAUUGGGUGACGGCAGUGAAGCAGUACCAGGCUGCCUAUUCGCAUGCUUGCCAAGUGUUCUUGGGCAACCCAGUGAGCGUGCGGCGGCAUGUAGAGCUGACCCAAGUAGCAGAGCAGGUGCACUUCAAGCUGGUCAUGCUGCUGUUGCACCAGCACCGCCUGGACGAUGCGCUACAGCAGUUCAGGCUGCACAUGGCCAAGUUCCGGAAGAUUCCAGAUUUUUUCGGGCCUGGAGGCUGUGCCACCCACUGGAUGUGGGUCUCUAGGCAGUACGAGGCUGCAGCCGACCUUAUUCGAUCCAAGGUGGACCCUGAGGCCCUGGGCACACCUGAGAGGUCAGACUUCAACCCUGCCUACCUCAUGGGUUCUGCCGCCGAGGCAUCGAUUGAGCGCAGGGUGGUGGUGGAAGCCGCACAGGGUCUCAGGGACAAUGGGAUGCAGGGGUUGCAUGCCAGCCAAGUUGUGCAUGGCGACUAUGUGGGGCAGUUCAAAUACAAGACUGAAAUGGGCACCACAAGGGAUCUGGCAGACAACGAGUUGGAUGCCUAUCUCCUUUCCGUGGAGUCUGAACGUCCACUUACAGAGGCUUCCUUGCAGCUUUUGCGCCGCGCCUUCCAGCUGUAUCGUGGAGGUGGCUCUGACCGGCGUAUCUACAACCUGGGCGUGCUGAUGGCACGGGAGCACCUGGCUGCAAAUGACCCAGACAGUGCGUACAAGCUGCUGCUGCAGGUGUCACCUGCUUACAGAAGGGACGGGUGGGAACAACCAUUGGCUUCAUGCCUCGCCCGCCUGCGGGAAUGUGCACACCUGCUGGGGCUGACUCGAGAGCACAUCACCUACUCUCUUGAGCUGGCCUCCAUCCCAAAGGUGCUUGACAUGCACCAGAGGGAAACCAUGGCAAAGGCGUCGAUCGAGCAGCUCAUGUCUGAGCCUGUGAAGCCACCUGUGCCAGAGGCAGUUGCGCCUGGGAAACAGGACCCUGAGGAGGGCGACGGGUACGAGUACUUUGUGACAGAAGCAGUUGCACAGGAACAGAAGCAGCCAGCAAAAGGCAAAACUCAGAUGAGAAUCAACCAGGACUUUGGGUGGGGGCGCCUGCUGACACUGGCGGCAGGCUUUGUUCCUCCUGAUGAGCUUCCCAAGCAGCUGGAGUUUGGCCUGGCUCUCUACAGCCACCUCCCUGCGGAGCUGCCCAUCUGCGAUGUCGAGGUGGAAUUUGCACUGCCUGAGGGCGGCCGGCACAAGGAGCUGGCACUGAGAGAAGAAGAGAUGCCCAUGCCAAGGCCCACAACCCCCCCUGGCUCAUCAACAGCUGUGGUGGACACAUCCAGGACUGCAGAUCAACGUGCGGGCCCAGAGGAAACAAGCACCUCUGGAAGUUCGGGCUUGAAGCCUGGCUGUUGGAAUAGAUACUGGGUGAAGUUCGCACCAGGUUCAGCCGGGGAGAUCUCUGCCGAUCGGGUCAUAAUCCAUCUCAGCCAACACGCAAGGGUGGUGUGGUGGCUGUCCAACUCGCCAAUGUCCUGGGACGAGAGGGGCUGGCCGGAGGCUAGAGUCCUGCUCCCACCUUUCAGGAGCGCUGUGGGGCGGGAGCUGGCACUCGGUCUCUGCACAGUCCAUGUGGACCACGUGGGAGCCCUACCAAAGCUGCAGAUCACCGCCCCGAGGUACUCCCUCGUGGGCGAGACCGCAACUGUGACCAUCCGCCUGGACGCCCCCGAGAACAUGGGUACCUGCCACCUGUCCUUCAUCACUCAGGUCACUGAGCCUUGUGAGCGGCCCGCCCUUGUGGUGAUGGAGACGGGGGAGGCGGUGCAGGGCCCCAUGGAGAUAACUAAGCUGGAAAAGGGCACGGCGUGGGUCUGUGACUUCGGCCUGUGUUCGAAGGACCCUGGCCAGGUCAGCACUCGCCUGUUCCUCCAUCUAGCCACCUCCGGAUGCAUAGAGCGCACCUUCGAGGUCGCCUUUGAGCUGCCCUUUCAGCUGACCACCCACCUGGCCACCACCUCCCACAGCUACACCCUCAUGCCCCUCCUGCCGCCCGGUGGGCCCCUCCAAGAGGCCGUCGGCGGCCUGGGCACCAGGCCCGAGGCCCCGCCGCCACCGCUACUGCCAGUGGGGCGCCCGGUGCUUCUGACGGCCUGCCUGCAGUCCAUGGCGCCCUGCCAGCUGAGGCUGGUGGACGUGCAGUGGAAGGUGCCUGAGGGCGAAGGACUAGAGGCGUCGUCGGUGUGCAGUGCGCCGCCGAGCACGACCGUCCGGAAGGGCGAUCGGCACACGAUGCUCUUCAGGCUGUGCGUGCAGCGCCCUGUGGAGGGCCUUCAGCUCGGCAGCCUGGAGAUAAAGUGGCGGAGGUGCCAGCAGAUGGAGCUGGGCCUGGUGCCCUCCAUCAGCAUCGGCGCCAGCCUGGCCUCGGCCAUGAGCUUCACCUCCAUGGCAUCCAGCCUCGACGAGGACGACGACGCCUCCGCGCCCGCCAGCCCCCCGGGCCCCGCCGUCACCUGCCUGCUCCCCCUGCCCCGCAUCGACGCCGCCCGACCCCUCCUCACAGUGGAUUCCAACCCCCCUCCCAAGACAGCGGCCGGCCAGCCGUUCUCCUACACCUUGGAUUUCUCCAGCCACUCCAGCCAGCCCGAGGAUUUGAAGGUGGAGGUGAGGGACAGUGAGGGGUUUUUGUUGAGCGGUUCCAAGAGCAGCACGCUGACGGUGCUGCCGGGGCAGGCGGGACGGGUGGCUUGGAGGGCGGUGCCGUACGGCGCGGGCGUGAGCAGGCUGCCGGCAGUGCGCGUGGCGGCGCUGCGGUUCGGUAGUUGGGUGGACGUGGAGGGAGAGGAGGUGUAUGUCAUGCCGGCGGCGAUCACGGCGGGGCGGUGA
Molecule: messenger RNA, 3561 nt
Organism: Ostreobium quekettii
Lineage: Eukaryota; Viridiplantae; Chlorophyta; Ulvophyceae; Bryopsidales; Ostreobiaceae
Source: the annotation of a GenBank genome assembly